Spodoptera exigua (beet armyworm) is the source of this 1176-nucleotide messenger RNA. Lineage: Eukaryota; Metazoa; Arthropoda; Insecta; Lepidoptera; Noctuidae. The record is from the annotation of a GenBank genome assembly.
AUGGGAAUGUCAAAUCAUUGUGAAAGCGAAUCCGCCCGCCAGAAAUAAUUUUAUAGCUAUAGUGAACAGCUUGUGUUAGAGCGGUGUAGUCGUUACUUCUAACAAAUAAAUAUUAAACUGGCCCGCGAUACAUUAGUGUAUGAUCUCAUAUAAAUGCAUUCAACUGUAGCAUCAGUGUUUAAAUAAUAUAUUAGAGCUUUUUGCUGCGGUUCCGAUAAAUUCGAAUCAUAUCUGGAGAUGACUCUGAGACAAGAGGCCCCGCCGCCGUUGGCAUCGCCUCUGUUACACGAUGCAGUCGCCGGGGACAGCUCGCCGCCCCUUGCUGAUGAACAGUUCGAAGAUGAAUUCGAAGAUGCAACUGAUGAAUUGCCAGAUGCCACCCCGGACUUGCACACAGCAUUCAAUGACUGCGAGGUGGCGAUACGAAAGUUCUUCAAUAACGACUUGACCGGCGCCAUGACCAUUAUGAAGCCAUGGCAACGCACGUCAGUGUACCACAGCCUCGGCGCCGCUAUAUUUGAGUUUAUUCCUGCUAUGCUGACAUUCGACUCAUCACAAAUCAACAAUGCACUGGCUGCACUCAAAAUAGCUAUUGCCAUCUGUCAUGAACAGAGGAAGAACUAUACCUUCGUAGAAAGCAUCGGAACUAUUAUUAAAAAGCCUAAUUACGCGGCAUACACCGAUAUGGAAGCUCACGCUGAACUGUGUUAUGCAGAAACACUAAUGCUUCAAGCAGCCAUGACUAUAAUGGAAGGAGAAGACCUAACAGGAUUCAUCAAAGGCACCAUCAAGAUUAAAAACUGUUAUAACAGCUAUCGGGAAUGCUCAAAGAUAUUGGAUAAGAAACAAUGGGAGACAGAAGAAUCGAAGAUCCAGUUCCAAAGUGGUGUGCGGCUGGGAGUCGCCACGUUUAACGUCAUGAUAUCUCUUCUUCCACCAAAAAUAAUAAGCGUCUUAGAAUUCGUGGGCUUCUCUGGGAAUAAGAGUCUUGGACUUGCGGAACUCGAGGCGGGUUCUCGUGCACCGGGGAUGCGGUCGGUGUUAUGCGACCUUACGCUACUGGGAUACCACCUCGUCAUUUGCCACUUCAUUGGAGCUAUCGGGGACCUGCCCGCCUGUGAGCGAAUACUACACAAGCAACUCAAGGUUACCUUCUUUAAUCUUGAUCAGGGUUAA